AUGUCGGCCACACCCCAUAGAUCUUCUAACGAGAAGGUCUCCGAGAUUCAGGUUCUUCCAGCACCAAUCACUUCGUCACCUCCUGUGAGGCGAACCACCCUCACCACCUGUCUGUUCAGGCUUGCUCUUAGCUUCUUAAGCGUCCUCUUGCUCCUCAAGGUGCUUAGCAACGUCUUGGGUUUCCACCCUAGUGACCUUAUGAGGCCAUGUCACGGCAUGAAUCACCAAGUGCUCGAUAACAGCCCGCUGCUGUUCGACGACGAUGGCCAUCAUCAACAUCCAUUCCCGCCUAUUGAGAAGUGGAAGCCCUUCAACGGCACCACCCAUUUUGAGUUCGAGCCUACCGAAGCGAGUGGCCUGUCCAUCCGAGGAGCAAAAGUGUUUGGGAAAGUUGUUUUUGCAACCUCCAAGUUCUCCAACAAGGUCUUGAUCGACCUAGACAUCAAGACGAGCAAGGAGGACAGGGAUGGAGAUGUCACGGUCCAGGAAGAUAACGGCCAUCUUACUGUUCACACCCCAUCUACUGGUAAGCUCAAGACCUACGCCGCCGCGGCGAUCCAGAUCCCGUCCAACAUCCUGGGAGAAUUCGCUCUCCCACGAUUCGAAGUCGAUGUCCCACGCCACAUGGUCGACUUCAGCCAACUCCCCGAAUCUCUGGAAAUCGGCUCCUUCGCGAUCCGAGUGGGCAGGGGCUUCGUCAAGCCGGGCCCCGUUCACACUAACACGACUCAACUCUCGAUUGGCAACGGCGCCCUCCGUGGAUCCCUAACACACGCCCGCAAUGAGACCAACGUCGACGUAGGAAGGGGCAACGUGACGCUCGACAUCCCCUCCAUCUCCUCGGGCAAUCAAGGCUCGACCCACAUCCACGUCGGCCACGGUGAACUGAACGGCACACUGGCGAUCUACAACUCCACCAGCAUCGACAUCGGCAGCGGUAGCAUCUACAUCAACGCGGCCUUUAAAUCCGGCGCCGCGCCGCGAGCCAUGCUCUCCACUCGGAUCGCGUCCGGCAACUCGCGUGUAUACGUCGACUCCAUCGCUGCGGAGCGACUGUUCGAGGCGUAUCACUCGUCCGUUGCGGGCGACCAGCUAAUCACGUACCCAGCAAAUUUCCAAGGCACGGUCGAUGCGCGCGGCAUCGUCGGGGACAUCAAGCUUGAGGGCAAGGACCUGGCCGUGGAGAAAGUUGUCGGCGGCAUGGUGGGCCGACAGGGCGACAGCAAUAGGAACUCAGUCAGCGUCAGGACUGUCAGAGGCAGGCUAGAUAUUCUCGUCGGGGACGAGCCAGCGGGCAAGGCUCAUGGCUGCUAA
This is a messenger RNA of Cladophialophora psammophila CBS 110553, 1314 nucleotides long. RefSeq lists its product as uncharacterized. Bases 1 to 1314 code for a protein of 437 amino acids. The transcript has a single exon. Lineage: Eukaryota; Fungi; Ascomycota; Eurotiomycetes; Chaetothyriales; Herpotrichiellaceae. The record is from RefSeq and is a predicted model, not a curated record.